ACAAUUACUGAUUUGGAGCCCCCUUCUCCACCACAGGCAAAGAGAAGACGAGGUCGAACCCCAACACCGGGAAGGUACCUUGGCAGCAAAUCAUCGCGUCGAAGGAGGUAUUCCCGAAGCAGGUCACCUGUUAGGAGAGACCGUUACGGCUCACGCUACCCGCCCGAGCUAGAACGUUCUUAUUCUCCUUAUCGCAGAGGACGAUCAUACUCUCGUCAUGACAGGCAUAGAUCAUACUCCCCCUAUGGAAGGAGGCCAUCCUACUCCCCCUAUGAAAGGAGGCCAUCCUACUCUCCCUAUGGCAGAAGGAGAUCAUACUCUCCUUCCGACAGGUCGGAGUCUCCCUACCACAGGCGUAGAUCCUACUCACCCUACGACAGGCGUCACUCACCCCGCUAUGGUCAUCGCCACCGUUCAAGAUCCCCAUACAGUUACAGAAGGCGGAGGUCAUGCUCCCAUGACCGUUAUGUUUCAGCAUACUACAGCAGGCGCUAUUCUCCAAGGAACAGAAGACGGAGUUACUCUCGCAGCGUAUCACCACGCAGGAGCUACUCCCGUAGCUGCUCCCUGGCGUCAGAAGAAUCAAGGAGCUGUUCUCCGCAGAAAGGAUAUGCUGAAAGCAAGGCAUCGCGCAGCAGGUCACCUGCGAUUGCGAAGAGGCGUUCUAGAGAAAGCUAUGCGCACAGCCGCAGUUCAUGCUCGAGGUCCGUCUCCAGGGAGCGCUCAACCUCAUCAAGCACCUGAUGGUUUACAAAGUGCCUUGAUGACUUUGGAUGUUUGUAAACAAUGUGGAUGGUAUGAUCGUGUACCUAGUGAAGCAGCUGUAUUUCGUCAUCGUUAACAUCUUAAAUUGCAGUCUGCUUCCAUACUAUAGGAGAAAAAUGCAGAAAAUUUCCUACAGAUUGCCUAUUCCACAAGGAUUUUAUAGCAUACUUCUACAACGGAAAAAACGCAGAAAUUUUCAUAAA
This is a messenger RNA of Hordeum vulgare subsp. vulgare (domesticated barley), 968 nucleotides long. Its product is annotated as serine/arginine-rich splicing factor SR45a-like. The transcript is spliced from 2 exons. The record is from RefSeq and is a predicted model, not a curated record. Lineage: Eukaryota; Viridiplantae; Streptophyta; Magnoliopsida; Poales; Poaceae. The annotation marks the transcript as partial.